AUGACGUCUUGUGACUUGUUCAGAUUUAUACGGACACACAAAAAACAAAUAUCAACAGUGGACGAGAAAACUGUUCGGGUAGAUUUCUUAACAUUGAGUUUGUACAACGAGGGUGUAGAUUUGCGUCAAAAAAUAGACACGCUUGAAAAUAACUUGAAGCAGUUAACUUUGAAAAGAAAUGCGUUACUUGAACAAUCUACUGAUGAUUAUGAAUUCGACCGUGUUGACCACCACGGAGCGAAUCAAUAUCUCCAUCAGCUUAUUAUGGUACUGCGAAAAUGGUUAACUGAGGUGCGAGGUACCCUCAACGUCACCUUCCUGGAAGCUGUGGCUCAGAAUGAGGAAAUAGAAAGGUUGAAAGCCGAAAUAAGGGAAGGACAUAACAAAGUUCACUCGCUCAAAGUUUUCAUGAAAAGUCAACAAAACGGAUCUUGGAAUGACAAGAAAAAUGACACUUCCGAAGAUGAGAAUUCUCUUCCGACUAGCUGCCUGUAUUGCAACGGAGAUUCCAAAAGAAAAUACGCUAUGCUUGGGGCUGAUAAAGGAAUUCGUCUAGCAAGUGCUGAAUUGAAAAACAUAAAAAUUUCGCUGGCCAAUAUAAAACUUUUGAUGAACCAAACAGAAGAGCAGUGUUUACAAAAAUUAUCGCAUUUAGCCACGAGAGUAGAAUAUCUCAAUUUGAAGUUAAAUUCAUUUUCAGGAACGUGA
Molecule: messenger RNA, 708 nt
Organism: Gryllus bimaculatus (two-spotted cricket)
Lineage: Eukaryota; Metazoa; Arthropoda; Insecta; Orthoptera; Gryllidae
Source: the annotation of a GenBank genome assembly